AUGGCCAAAGAUCACGGACAAGUGGUAUCAUGGUACAUUUGUACCGCGGUGGCCUUCGUUUUCGUCGUUGCGAGGCUAUGGGUUCGCAUCAGCAAGUUCAGGAGUCUGGGUAUCGACGAUGGCUUCAUCAUCCUGGCUUUGUGUUGCCUCAUUGGUGACCUGGUCAUCCAGCAGCACAUGUUCAACCUGGGCAUGUCUGAUAUGGCCAAUGUCGACCAUGAACAAAUGAAGAAGAUCAUGCAAAUGAUUGUACCUGGAUCCGUACUUUAUGUCACCACCUUAUGGGCUAUCAAGAUUGCGCUGGUCAUCUUCUACAAGCGCAUCGCGGCGGUUGGCUCAACACUCCAGAAGAUCUACAACGGCGCCUUGUGCGUGCUUGUCGCUUCGUGGGCAACCAUCUUCUUUCAUAUCCUCUUCCAGUGCUUCCCUCACGACAAGCGCUGGUCGCAGGAUCCGGACUACCAAUGUGACCCACGAAAUGCUGAGAUCAACUACUGGUUGACAAUCAUCCUCAACAUUGGCACUGAUGUCAUCCUCAUCAGCUUGCCCAUCUCCAUGGUCAUGAAGCUUCAAAUGAAGUUGAAGCAGAAGCUGGGUGUAGCUGCCAUCUUCGCCCUCGGCUUUCUCGUCGUCAUUGCAAGCAUUAUUCGCGCGUACUACUCGAAGCGGAACGAGACCAUGCUCACCUGUACCGUGUCCAUGAUCGAGGCUUCAGUAGCCAUCAUCGCCACCUGUCUCCCUCCCCUACGGACCCUUUUCCUCGGCCACUUCUCCUCUGCAGGCACCAACUCAGGCUACCGACACUACGAGCUUUCGUCCGCUGGCCACGCACGGAGUCGACGCACGCAGCAGAGCCGCAUCACCACCAACAUUGUUGGAGGUACACACAAGAGCAACGACUCGGAGGACGAGCUUGUCAAGGACCCAGCGCGCACAGCGCCUCCCAGCGGGGCCGUUCUGGCAGAAGAAAAGGGUGGAGGCAUCGUCGUGAGCACGACGUUCCAGAUGGAUCAUGGAACAGAUGUGGAGUCAAACAGGUCGACACCGCUGUUUCAUGCUCAGUAG
Verticillium nonalfalfae is the source of this 1065-nucleotide messenger RNA. RefSeq lists its product as uncharacterized. NCBI's taxonomy places the organism in Eukaryota, Fungi, Ascomycota, Sordariomycetes, Glomerellales, Plectosphaerellaceae. The transcript is spliced from 7 exons. Bases 1 to 1065 code for a protein of 354 amino acids. The record is from RefSeq and is a predicted model, not a curated record.